Messenger RNA from Rhodofomes roseus, 2187 nucleotides. RefSeq lists its product as uncharacterized. The record is from RefSeq and is a predicted model, not a curated record. Gene Ontology annotation, cellular component: actin cortical patch. The transcript is spliced from 8 exons. Gene Ontology annotation, biological process: actin cortical patch assembly; endocytosis; actin cortical patch localization. Gene Ontology annotation, molecular function: Arp2/3 complex binding. The coding region runs from base 207 to 2126 and encodes 639 amino acids. NCBI's taxonomy places the organism in Eukaryota, Fungi, Basidiomycota, Agaricomycetes, Polyporales, Fomitopsidaceae.
CUUGCCGACCCUGUUUCGCACUACACGUGAUCCUGCCCAGAUAUAUCCAACACCAAGGUCGUCUUCCACCACGACUAUCUCCCUUUACGCCUUCCCGUCGAGCCCCAUAGACGGGCCAUAUCGCAGCGGUUAUUGCGAGGAUAGGGUACAGGUAAGAACAGCUGUCUCCGGUGCGCGAGAUUGCAGGUGGCACAGGUCCGUUUGCAAUGCCUGUCCCGCCGGCGGAUGUGUUCGGGGUGGUGUACAUUAUCGAGAAUGCUCAGCAAUUCUGGUCAGAGCUGGAAGACAUGCUCAAUGUCGCAGACGGCCUGACCCUGGAACGGCUAGACGCCACCUUGAGACGUUUCGUCUCAUUCUGCGCGGCAUAUCAUGAACAGUACCUGCAAAGCCCAUUGCAGAUGGAGCACGCAUGCGACCUCCUCAUUGCAUCAGAGCUGUUCCAGUUCCACUCACAGCGUAUGACUAGAAUUCUUUGCGAUGAUACGCUGAAGGCCACAGACCCUCAUGAGCAGCUCAUCCUCUACGGCGUCCUCCUGGCCUAUGGCAGACGGAAAGCAAGUUUCCUGCGCGAUCAGAAACGUUGGCAACCGCUGCUCCCCCUUCUCAUGGACAAUGUCCUUGUGAGCGUUGAUCCGGACGUGGAGGACACAUUCUCAGGCGCGAGUUCCGGUGGGAGUGGGUACCAGCGCGCGGUCGCAGUGCCGAUCGAAGCCAUGCUACGGACACUAUCUGUGCGCCUUCUUUAUGAAGUCUGUCGAGUGCAGAAGAUGACGAUGAAGGAUCUAGAGAACUUCAGCGACUCUUUCAUCGACUAUUUGUUCGAUCUCAUUGAGCAGACUCGGCACAUGCAGGACGAGACGUUCAAUUACUCAGUGAUCAAGUUGAUCGUUGCUUUGAACGAGCAAUUUAUGGUCGCUGCGCUACAUUCUCAUGAAGAGAAUGGGGGAGGCAAGCACAAUCACGGAGAUCACAAGACGGAGAACGACAACCGUGUGUUGCAGGUGCUAAUGGCACGGCGAGGGUCAAGCAUGACGUUCGGCGAGAACAUGAUAUUCAUGCUCAAUCGGGCUAGUCGAAGUCCGGAAGAUCUCUGCAUGCAACUGUUGGUCCUGAAGCUCCUUUACCUUUUGUUUCGAACGGAAGGCAUGUCCGAGUACUUCUACACCAACGAUCUCUGCGUCUUGGUCGACGUAUUCCUGAGAGAAAUUGGCAACAUUGAUGAAGACAACGAGUCGCUCCGACAUACGUACCUCCGGGUGCUACAUCCCCUCCUGAUGAAGACCCAACUGCGCUCCAUGCCAUACAAACGCGCCCAGAUCGUGCAUACACUCGAGUCACUCGUCGAGAACGAGUCCAUCCGGGAUAUCGACCCCACAACGAAGCGGCUCGUCCUGCGCUGCCUGUCCGGCGACUGGUGCGUCCAGUUCCGCAAGAAGUCGAGUGACACGCCCAGACGUGUCGAUAGCCCCGCGCUAUCGGUCACCUCCAUCCUCUCUGAUCCACAAAGCAUCAACUCACCCACGACCACCACGCGGCCGGACCGGUCGAACUCGAUUCGCGGGAAGAACUACAAGGGGCACCGCAGCGCGGAGAAUCUGCUCGACAUGGGCAACGGCAUGUCCCGUCGGCCGUCGGAGCAGAAGACGUCGCGCGGAGGGCACUUCGAGGGCCUGCGGCAGCCAAGCGCGGACAGCACGACGAGUCUCCCGCGGAUCGUCACCGCGUCAACCUCGGCGGCGACCUCGUCUGUGCCGAAGCCCCGACACCGCGCGGGCUCGAUGGACACGGAGGCAACUACGGCGGCGUUCUCCACGCUCACGACGCGUGAGCGGAACGACUACGCGUCGCCGACGUCCGCGCCCGCUGCACAGGCGUCGAUGGUGAUGGAGCCUGCCAGCCCGCUGUCGCCCGUGCACCCGCCGGACUCCCCUGUGUCUGUGCUCUCGUCUUCGUCGUCGUCGACGGCGUCGAAGCCGCAUCGAAGGGCGGCACCUCCGCCGCCAGCGAAACGGAGGAAACCCCCAGCGGUGCCAGUCGGGCGGGCACCGGUUGGCCACGCUUUCAGUGCGCUGGGGGCCGCGUCCUCUCAGCCCAGCUUGACUUCACUUUUGCCGCACAGACAGUGACGGUCGGUCCACUAGCUCCAGCGCAUUGCAACACAGCCCCCACGCAUUGUACUGCAUAUCA